AUGGAUUUCGCGACCCAUGAUAAUACACCUGGACCGCCAGCUCACACGGCUGGCAUGCCGCAGUCCUUCUGGGAAUGGUCUCAAUCACAACCCAUGCCGCCACAAUGGCCCCAUCAACAACCUUUGUAUCCUGCUCACGAUCGUCCGGCCAAUCCAGCAUUCAUCUCCUCUUAUCCCACAUCGCUUCAGAACGGGCCGUAUACGCCCAUCAGUGUCCCUAGCGCGCUACAAACCUCGGCCGACAUAAAUCAAUACUACACGCCAGCUAGUACAUGGGCCGCUGGCCCAGUUCCACAUCACCCCGACCCUUAUACAGCUCAUUUGUUUGGGUCAUCGCUUGUUCCCACUGAUAAUCAGAUAUACCAAGCUUCCAGAAGUCUAGCUGUCCCAUCUGUUCUUCCCCGCCCACACGCUGGUUUUGCGCAGGAGCCCCCGGUGGCAAAUAGGCAGUCAACAAUCGGCUCAAUGCAUCCGCAGCUCAGAUCAAGUUCCCACGUGAGCCAGCAGUUCGAAAUUCCCAUGACAUACUAUCCUGAAGCAGCUGCCCACUCUACGCAUUGGCGACACAACAGCCAGCCAAAUCCCAAUUCACAACUGAACAUUCAGAAUCGAAGUCGGCCAUCCCAAGCACAUCGACAAACACAUUCUACUUCUGGUAUGUCCAAAAAGAAUCCCAAAUCUGCGGCUCACGACUAUAAAGAAAGAGAACGAAGUUCUCUGAAUCCAAACUUUGGCAACGACCGGAGCUCCCCAACCUUUUCCUUCUCCGAGCGAAGACGUCUUGAGCCUACACGUAGAGGACGGCCAGGUAUUGCCAGAUUCGCGGCCUCUGAAAGUCGCGGUGAUGCUCUGAGACAGUCUGGUGUAUCUCAUGUUGCUCCCGGUCAUCCCGGUCCUCGUCGCCAGGCUAUCUUGCGUCAUGCAGGCAACUAUGAAGAAAUUGAGAAUGCGCGAGCCCAGCUGCCUCACACUACUUCGACGAAUCCGCGGAAAGAGGCUUUACAGAACCUGCAGCCAGUCAAGGUGGACGACUUACCACAAGGUGACAGAACCUGUAUGAUUUGCUACAAUGAAUUCGACACACCGUCGCCCGAGGGCGUCAGUGAGAAGCCCCUCAGGCUUCCCAAAUGCAAGCACGUAUUCGGCAGCCAUUGUAUCCGCAAGUGGCUUAUGAGCUCGGGCAGCUGUCCGUAUUGUCGUGAUAAGCUGCAUUCCGAGCCAAAACUGUUACCAUCUUCCACCCGGGCCUUUUUAGACAUAAUGAGGAUCAGGGGUUGGACGACAGGAUCGGGGAUGGCGGAAGACUUCUACCGGCGAAUCAUGGCCGGUGAAGAUAUACGUCCCCUUGUCAAUGUCAACCGUUCCGUGGCUGAGAGGCGACCUUUUCCAGAUGACGACGAAUAUGACGACUUGUCUCGAAGGACUCGGCAGCGUCGGUCCAGUUCCUCGAGCGUUGAACCCGAGCUUUUGUCACCCGUACAGAGCUCAGAAAAUUUACAUGGACCGAGAUAUCGAACCGCGUUGAACUCAUCUGGACCUGUAUCGCCAUCGCAAACGGGACCGGCACCACGUGCGUGGAUGUUCAUGGCUCCUGGAUCGUCAGGCAGCAUUGCGCAGAAUACGCCGCUGCGAUAUCAGUCUCCGGCUCGUCCUGCGGCUCAGUCAACAGAAGUACACCCGCACAACUCGGCCACACCCCCGUCGGCAACACACCAUACGUUCGCAGAAAUCAUGGGUCAGACCGCUAGCUCGCGUGCGAUACCGAACCCGCUACAACACAGGACCCGAGCAUCACAUAUGCAACACUUGGGUUCCAGCGAUAAUCCCAUGGGACAAUUCAUAGAAGAAAUGUAUUUGAGUGGACAAGACUCAUCUUGA
Messenger RNA from Cordyceps militaris CM01, 1878 nucleotides. Its product is annotated as Zinc finger domain-containing protein, C3HC4 RING-type. The record is from RefSeq and is a predicted model, not a curated record. The transcript is spliced from 3 exons. The coding region runs from base 1 to 1878 and encodes 625 amino acids. NCBI's taxonomy places the organism in Eukaryota, Fungi, Ascomycota, Sordariomycetes, Hypocreales, Cordycipitaceae.